CCGUGGGAUCUCACAAACGAUCGCCAUUUCGAACCAUGUCACUCUCUCUCCUUCCAAACGAGCUGCUACUCUCAGUCGCCGGCUAUCUUGAUGACCCCGCCGACAUCAAAGCCUUCCACGCCAUCUCCCGAGGGUUCCGCUCAGUCCUCGAGGCUACCUACCUAUCCGUCUGCGCAAGCGCCGUGAGCCAAACGGAGCUUGAUGUAAUCAACGAAUUCGGAUACAAAGUACCCUGGGCCACCGAGGCUCUCCCCCCAAAGCUACUUUGGCUUGCCAUCGCCAAAGGUUGGAACCACCUCGCCCGCACCUCCAUCACCUCAGGUGGUGCCCCACCCUCGCAGAUCUACCGUCCGGGCGUCCCCGGAAACUGGUACUGCCCCAUCACGCGCGCCGUCUACUUUGGCAACAUCGAGAUUGUGCAGUUCCUCCUCAACUCGGGGGCCAGCGUGAUGGGACGGAAAUACGCUGAUACGGCCCCCCCUCUUUUCCCGCGGCAGCAUGUCACACCGCUGCACCAUGCCGCCAGUCAAAAGAACAUCCCGCUCAUCCACCUGCUCGCCUCCCACGGCGCAGAUCUGGAGUGGCUUUCGCCUGACGGCCUCACGCCGCUGAUGUGCGCCGUUGCCGACCCGCGCACCGUACUCGAGAUGAUCAGCAUAGGCGCGGAUGUCAAUGCGCGCUCAUCCCGCGGGUUCUCGGUGCUGCACUGCUGUGUGGGAUAUGAAGGCAGCGGUGGGAAGGUGCGCUCCACGAAGACCAAUACCUCGUUCCACGACCUCUACGUGGGCCGGAGCAGAGAACACUCCCUGCAUAGGAUCCACGGGAGUACGUAUUUCGCCUAUGGGCACUCGAUGAAGGCGUUGCUGGCGAACGGCGCGGAUGUGAAUGCGCAGGAUAGCGUUGGAGAUACGCUGCUUCACUUGGCGGUGGACUUGAAGCUAAGGGACGUGGUGAAAUUGCUGUUGGAGGCGGGCGCAGAUGUGACUAUUGUGAAUUCGUUUGGCCAGACUGCUGCCGAAAGAGCGCACCCGAGUUUUUUGGAGGCAUUUGAGGAGGUCUCUGUGGGGACUGUAGCACGCCAAAAUCUAUUCCCUUUACUCCGGCUAUGUGGAUAAUUUGUGUUUCUUAUUUGUGUUUC
Molecule: messenger RNA, 1138 nt
Organism: Tricharina praecox
Lineage: Eukaryota; Fungi; Ascomycota; Pezizomycetes; Pezizales; Pyronemataceae
Product: ankyrin repeat-containing domain protein
Exons: 1
Coding region: 36-1115 (359 amino acids)
Molecular function (GO): protein binding
Source: RefSeq, a predicted model, not a curated record